Anopheles nili is the source of this 545-nucleotide messenger RNA. RefSeq names its product 37 kDa salivary gland allergen Aed a 2-like. Lineage: Eukaryota; Metazoa; Arthropoda; Insecta; Diptera; Culicidae. Gene Ontology annotation, molecular function: odorant binding. The transcript is spliced from 3 exons. The record is from RefSeq and is a predicted model, not a curated record. The coding region runs from base 1 to 507 and encodes 168 amino acids. Gene Ontology annotation, biological process: sensory perception of smell.
AUGGUGAUGAAAAUGUUAUCGAUCGUCGGAUUGGUAUGGUGUUUGGUUGCCUUGGGACAGGCUAGGAAAGAAUCAACGGUGGAAGAGUGCGAGCAAAAUCUUUCCGAUUCGCUGAAGCCACGGCUAUGCCAGUUGCGCCAGUAUGAAACGGUCGACUCGGAGGAUAUGGACAAGCACAUGCAUUGCGUUCUAGAAGUAGUUGGAUUCGUGGAUGACAAUGGGGAUCUCGAAUUUCAAGAGCUACUUGGAGUGCUUAAGGUUGUUGAUUCUGGUCUCGAUCACGUCUCUAACAUGAAGAAAUGCGACGCUGAAUCUUCGAAGUUUAGCGGUUCGAAAAAGGCUAACACCUUCUACACAUGCUUUUUGAGAACGAGCUCGGAACCGGCUUUCAAGAACGCAGUAGAUUAUGUCGAAUUGCUACGAGCAGGAAAGCUGAAGCAGAAUGCUCCGUUCAACGCCAAUCAGGUGUCGGCAUUGAUCAAAGAGAUUGAUGAUGGCUUGUGCUAAAUAUGUUUUGAGAAUGAUUGAAAUCAGAAUGAAAUAAA